This is a messenger RNA of Nyctereutes procyonoides (raccoon dog), 2120 nucleotides long. RefSeq names its product WD repeat domain 4 (gene WDR4). The coding region runs from base 62 to 1291 and encodes 409 amino acids. NCBI's taxonomy places the organism in Eukaryota, Metazoa, Chordata, Mammalia, Carnivora, Canidae. The transcript is spliced from 11 exons. Gene Ontology annotation, molecular function: tRNA (guanine(46)-N7)-methyltransferase activity; protein binding. The record is from RefSeq and is a predicted model, not a curated record. Gene Ontology annotation, biological process: RNA (guanine-N7)-methylation. Gene Ontology annotation, cellular component: tRNA methyltransferase complex; cytosol; nucleus.
GCCAGCAGGAAGAGGGGCUCGGCGGCGCACGUGGGGGGCGGCGCGGCGGUCGGGCGGGCGCAUGGCGAGUUCCGCGGGGCUGGCGCUGUGCGGGCAGGCGCUGGUGGUGCGCGGCGGCAGCCGGUUCCUCGCCACCUCCACUGCGAGCAGUGAUGAUGACGUCCUCUUCACAUAUGAUUGCAGCACAGCAGAAAAGAAGCCACAGGAGAAUAAAGGGGAGGAUGGGCAGCCCGUGGAUAAGGGGAGUGACACGAUUCUGGCGUCCACCUUCUCCAAGUCUGGCAGCUAUUUUGCUUUAACUGAUGACAGUAAGCGUCUGAUUCUUUUCCGUACAAAACCAUGGCAAUGUCUGAGUGUCAGGACCGUGGUGAGGAGGUGCACGGCCCUGACCUUCACGGCCUCGGAGGAGAAGCUUUUGGUGGCCGAUAAGUCUGGGGACGUUUAUUCCUUUCCUGUGUUGGAGCCACAGAGAUGUGGUCAGCUUGAGCUUGGGCACCUGUCAAUGUUGUUGGACGUGGCUGUGAGUCCCGAUGACCGCUACGUCCUCACUGCCGACCGGGAUGAGAAGAUCCGGGUCAGCUGGGUCGUGGCACCGCACAGCAUCGAGUCCUUCUGCCUCGGGCACACAGAGUUUGUGAGCCGCAUCUUCGUGGUGCCCGACCACCCCGAGCUGCUGCUGUCCUCCUCCGGGGACUGCACGCUGAGGCUCUGGGAGUACCGCGGGGGCCAAGAGCUGCACUGCUGCCACCUGACCAGCCUGCGGGAGCCAGCGGAGCCGUGCGGUGACAAGAGGUUUGCUGCGUCCAGGAUCGCUUACUGGAGCCAGGAGAGCUGCGUGGCGCUGCUGUGUGACUGUAUUCCUGUGGUCUACAUCUUCCAGCUCGAUGCCUCCAGACAGCAGCUGGUUUACAAACAGCAGCUGGAUUUUCAGCACAGAGUGUGGGACAUUGCUUUCGAGGAGAGCCAGGGACUGUGGGUCCUGCAAGACUACCGGGAAGCCCCCCUUGUGCUCUGCAGGCCUGUGGGGGGCCAGUGGCAGGCUGUUCCUGAAAAUGCCACUUUAAAGAAGGUCUCCGCCCAUGUUCAGGAGAAUUGGGCCAUGUUGGAAGGCAUGGGUGGCGUGGAUGUUGGCUUCAGUGGUCUCUACAAGGCCACCUUUGACAACGUGACCGCCUACCUGAGGAAGAAGGAGGAGAGGCUGCAGAAGCGGCGACAGAACCCACCCCCUGGGCCUAACGGGCAGGCCAAGAAGAUGAAGCCGGGGGAGGCAUCCGUGAGGUGCCCGUCCUAGCCACGCCAGCUGUGCCCUCUCCCUGCUGGCGGCUCCCUUGAAGAAGCAAAAAGGGGGAUGUUGUUCCCAACCCAUGCUUGGUGGCAGUCAGGUCCGCACCAGCUCAUCAUACGCUGGGCCGUCCCAGAGAACGGGUUGGUGUCCUGGGCUCUAGAACUUCUGCCGCUGAGCAGAGGCUCCUCUGCCUGGCACCUUGGGCACCCCCUGGCUGAAGGGAAGCUGUGCCACGUGUGACUCAAAUAGAGAUACUACAAGUGAGUAGUGCAAGUGCCUCGAAGCACUUUUUCUUCAUAUUGGAGGAAAUCGGAACCUGCAGCACGGCGGCUGUGGGUUUUGCACUGUUCCCCUAACGCUGGAUGCAUUUUCCUCCCCGGAGAGACCCACACACCAAACGUGUUUAUGGCAGUGCGAUAGACCCGUUUUGUCCCCACGUCUCCCUCUACGUGGUGUACUGCACCGUCCAGCAUGGGGGGCCACUGGCCACGUGGGUGCUGCUUGGGGCUGGGUCCCUGCGUGGCGAGCUGUGUCCACUCAGGAAAUGCAGCUGCCGCCACCACGAUGCAACCUUAGUGGGGAUGCAGGGCGCAGACCGGGCAGAUUUCGGGGUAUAUGAGGACCCAGGAGCCCCGGCUGGAACUGAGUUCUCCAGGGAGAUGGUUGAGGCCGUCAUGUAUGUUUGCAAUUUCCACGUGAGCUCUGUGCACACGAGGCAGAGACGGGCUGUCGGCUGAAUUCUAAUCACUGAUCAAUAAAGAUGAGCUUUUUGCAGCUUUGGGAAAUGUGUAGCGGCAACAUUUGGAACUGAUUCAGAAUAUAUGGAGCAAAACCA